Messenger RNA from Manduca sexta (tobacco hornworm), 786 nucleotides. RefSeq names its product FLYWCH-type zinc finger-containing protein 1-like. The record is from RefSeq and is a predicted model, not a curated record. The coding region runs from base 1 to 786 and encodes 261 amino acids. The transcript has 5 exons. Lineage: Eukaryota; Metazoa; Arthropoda; Insecta; Lepidoptera; Sphingidae.
AUGCUUUUUCUCGAUGGCUACACUUUCACGCAAGCAAACGACACUCGGUGGCGAGCGAAAACACUCAAACGACGAUGGACUUGCUCCACUAGAGCUCGGUAUGGAUGCAAAGCGAAAGUAUUUACUAUAGAAGACUGGAUAGUGCAGGGAACGACCGACCACAAUCAUCCGAAGCCGAAAGGUCCGAAUAAGUCACGAAUAUUCUUCAUGAAAUCGUUGAGAGGCAACCCUAUGAUAUACUAUGAGGGAUACAGGUAUACCCUCCAUAAAGACAACACGUACUAUAAGCAGGGUCCACGAAUAUUCUUCAUUAAGUCGUUGAGAGGCAACCCUAUGAUAUACUGUGAGGGAUACAGGUAUACCCUUCAUAAAGACAACACGUACUACAGGAGAGACAACGCACAAAUAAUAGUAGGAGAACGAGGAAACAAAAUGCUAGCUCUCAACGGGUAUGAGUACUCAAUACAUACAAGCAAAAAAGACUCUGAAGGACACAUGAGAAUAUUCUGGCGUUGCUGCAAUCGCAAGUCGAGGCGUUUACAAUUUAUUAUGUCCCGGCGCGGGCGCAGGAUGCUGAGAUUUCAAGGCUUCAACUACAGCUCUUCUCGGUCGCUAGGCGCAAGGGUGCGCUGGGUCUGUUCUACCCACCACCGUCGAGGAUGCCGGGCCGCAGUCAACACGUUCGAUGACGUCAUCACCACCUUAAACACUAAACACAAUCAUUUGAGCACCAGUACAGAUUACAUCAUGAAUAUACCAUUCUGCCAGUAUGAUUCAGAUUGUUAA